AUGGCACCUUCGAACAUGGAUUACCACAACGAGUCGGAAGUCAGUGAGAGCUACACCCACAAGAAGUUCAAGACAUCGUCCUAUACGCACAAAAAGUUUGGCAAGAAGAGCGGCAAGGAAGUGGCCCCCACACCGGUAGCCACGCCUCUUUUCCGGCCAUACGCCCUCAGCGAGAAUACGCCACGAAAGCGUCGCCAGGAGACGGAGCGGGAAAUGCAGCAGCAACAACAACAGCAGCAGUUUCACCAUCACUCCCUGCCUCCCACUCCGCCCACAACACCACCGCAGCAGCAGUACCAGCAAUAUCAUUCCGGCACACUUCCGGCUACACAAAUUCCAAUGACACAACUUCCGGCCGCCCAGCAUACCCACAUCACCCACUCACCGGUUUUCAAUCACCAGGCCUACGCCUACAUGCUGCAAAAGCAGCGGGCCGUGCUCCAGAUGCGCCAACUAUUGAGCAUCAAUCCGGAUGCCAACACCUGGCCACUGGAAUGGAAACAGGCCCUCCAGGCGCUGCUCCAAAAGUAAUCAUCGCGAUGGAGACUGACAAAGAAGUUGAAGAAAUUCUGAACGGAGUGAUUUGCCUAGCAACCAGUGAUAUAGACCUUUAAGAAACCGCUGACAGAUUGUACAAUAUGAACGGAAGCGCAGCCCUAGCACAUAAUUGUACAUAACUCUAAUAUUAGGCAAAAUAAAUAACUACUUAAUCAUACAUUUAAAGACUUGUUCUUGUUUUUGAAUAGUUUGCAAUGGAUCCUAAGGGGAAAGAUUAAUAGGUGCCUUGACUUUACAUUUUUUAAUGGAUUUAUUGACUCGAAGUCAACAG
Molecule: messenger RNA, 829 nt
Organism: Drosophila elegans
Lineage: Eukaryota; Metazoa; Arthropoda; Insecta; Diptera; Drosophilidae
Product: probable serine/threonine-protein kinase MARK-A
Exons: 1
Coding region: 1-531 (176 amino acids)
Source: RefSeq, a predicted model, not a curated record